AUGUCUGUUCUUCCAUGGCGAUUUGAAAGCUAUCAAGGGUUGGGAGCAUUGCAGACCGGAAAAAUCCUUCCACUUGCAUAUGCAAUUGUAGAUUCAGAGAAUAAUAAAUCUUGGCAGUGGUUCUUCGUCCAGAUAAAGGGUACUUUUGGUGUUAGGGAAGGGAUGCGUAUAGUUUCAGAUAGAAAUGAAAGCAUCUUUAAUGCCACAAAAGUUGUGUACCCAGAAGUUCCACAUUGUAUUUGCAUGCUUCACUUGUGGCAGAAUGUCAAGCGCACAUUCAAGAAACAUCACAAACAAUUGAAGGAUAUCUUCUUCGCUUUGGCUAGAGCUUACACGAUAAAGAAGUUUGACUACCAUAUGAUCGAGAUGUGCAAAAUUGAUCCGAGGGUGCAGCCUUACUUGUUCAAAAUUGGCUAUGAAAGGCGGUCUAGGGCAUACUCCAAAGUGAAAAGCUCGAUGUGGAACAACAAAAACAGAAAAAGUGCAAUGGAGACAUUUAUAGAGCUUGGCGAAAAGUACGACAAACUCCUUCAGGAAAAUCUGAUUGCAUCGGAGCAAAUGACGGUGAGGCCUACUACGGAGCAGUUAUAUAUUGUGCUUGAAGGGGUAAGCCAAAACAUAGUGUGCCUUGAAGAGGGAACAUGCAGUUGCGGCAAAUUUCAAAUGGAUGAACUUCCAUAUCCGCAUGCUUGGGCGGUUUUGAAGAACCAGCAGCUGACACCUGGCUAG
Messenger RNA from Nicotiana attenuata, 729 nucleotides. RefSeq lists its product as uncharacterized. The transcript has 5 exons. The record is from RefSeq and is a predicted model, not a curated record. Bases 1 to 729 code for a protein of 242 amino acids. Gene Ontology annotation, molecular function: zinc ion binding. NCBI's taxonomy places the organism in Eukaryota, Viridiplantae, Streptophyta, Magnoliopsida, Solanales, Solanaceae.